Rhopilema esculentum is the source of this 6328-nucleotide messenger RNA. RefSeq lists its product as uncharacterized. The record is from RefSeq and is a predicted model, not a curated record. NCBI's taxonomy places the organism in Eukaryota, Metazoa, Cnidaria, Scyphozoa, Rhizostomeae, Rhizostomatidae.
GGGUGACUGUAGUUGUCUAAGGAUGCUUUUAAGACACUUUUUAUAUUCCUUGUUUUUUCUCUAAUGAUUAUAGUUCUUUAUAUUUGAGCCCCCGGCACCAAACCUAUGGCAACGUCACUAACUUAUGGAUGAACUUUUAAUUUUGUUCUUGAAGGCUUUGACAUCCAUAUCUUGAUCAGAUGUAUCCAGGAAAUUCUUAUCAGUUUAUGUCAAUGAUAAGGUUGUCAGACUUCUUUAAACGGACGGCUUUUCUUUUAUUUAUUGCUUUAAAUUUUGUCAGAUCUAGAUAUUUAGUAUUCUUAAUGGAAGUAAUUUUAUAGGAUUUAUCUUUGGAAAAUUAUUCUCUUGUUUUGAAAAGUUGGAUUAUUAUCUGAUUUCAAUGAUGAUUAUCAGUGAAUUACCCAAAAGAGGUCAAUAUUGGGUAUCCAGAGCUAUAACGAGAUUGGUGUAACAUAUUUUUCUGUUAUUCUGUUCUUUUUCUUUUACUUGUCAGUACUUUUCUAACCUUUCUAACAACUAAAUAGAAGAGGAUGAUACUUCACCCCCAUCUACCAAAUGGCUAGUAUUGCUCACGUCACAAAUAUAUCAGCUGCAUAUGUUACCACGGAAAAGCGUGUGUUCACCAAGUUUUACUGUCUUAAAACGGUUAUGUCUGGUUGCAUUCGAGGCUGGGUCAUUUUUUCAAGGUGGAAGAAAAACCGUAGAAUUUUCGGAAUCUUGUGAAUGUGUAAGGCAGCACAGAUGAUACUUUUCACAAAUGGAACAGAAACAACCUCGAAUAUACCUCUGUUGAAUAUGAAGCACAUGAUAUUGUUUUGUGUCUCAGCUGUUUCACCUCCAGCCUGACAAUGUAAUUCUGCUAAACUUGUAGAUGCCAUGCCGACUUACGCUGCUUAAAUCUUUUCUAAUCUUGUCACGCAAUCUUCCCGGCUUUGCCUCUCCCGUCCCCUCAGUUCAUUUCACAAGAAGACAUUUGAUUUUGACGGAGAUUCCUAUCCGAUUGGCUGUCGCGGCAUGGCUAGCCUCCUUUUGAUGAUAUCCAGUGCAUGAGAUUAUUUCUUAUUCAAUUGGAUUUAGCUUUGGUUUGCAAUGGCAUCAGGCCUCGCACAUGUAUGGUUUUCCUCGCUAUUGUUCGCUGUCAUUUAUCUCAUUGAGGAUAAGCCCAAUUUAGCUUUCCAAGUGUAGGCCAGUUCAACUUAUUAUUGGAAUUAAAUCCGCUUUGCUGUCUGCCCGUGUAGAUCAUUUGAACAGGCUUUUUCGGAUCAAUGAAAAUGUACAUGCGAUAAAGAGCCUGGAGAUCACGCCCAGUUAUUUUGGUCACCAAUUCAAAUUGAUACAUAAUAUAAUAACAUAUCUCAAACAAGAUGAAACGAAACCGAAAUAGACUUGGCUCGCGUUCUUUUCAGGAUUCAAGCUACAUUCUGUGUAUGAUCACCUUUGAUUAACUAUAAAAAUGCAUACGUGUUAAAAUAUCUAGGAUUCAAAGAUGGUUUGCCUUGUAAGGCCAGGACUUUACUCGAAGUGCGUUAUGGUAAAUUGUAUGAGACAAUUGGAAAAGCUGCAUUGAGAACCUCACAAAUCCCGUCCAGGCCCGUAAACAGGAUCUAUGAAAGUCAAGACCUUACUUGACCACCCUAUUAAAUGUUCAUCAUCAUCAACAUUUCGUCGUAGAGAAAAUUGGCCUUCUGGCUUUUUUGAAGAAAGGAAUUGCAGUGCUUCUGGACAUGGCACCUAUAAGGUUGUCCAUGGCCUCUCUGUACCACUAAUCUAACGUGAAGGCUAUUACUGAUAAGAACACGAGUAAAAAAGAUACUAACUUUUUCCUUGAGAGUAUAAAGAAUAUUUAACGAAAAGUACAAAGAAUUAUAAUGUUCAAAUUUUUUCUACAAGGACUCAGAACCCUAUAGCCAUUAACAUUAACAGUCAAUUUUGGAAAAUCCGAGCACCCUAAGAACUCUUUUGGUGGAAGGGGUCUUACGUGACCUCGUUUUGCCAUUGGCCUUAUUCUUUGGAGUAUCAUGCAAAAAAUAUGGAGAUGUUUAAGAUCCAUUGUCAGGAAUGUUCUUGACGUUUCUUCAUAAUUAAAUAGUAUUAGAACAAAUGAUCAUGUUUUAUGGUCAAGAUAAGAAUCACUAUCGAUAAAUGUAUUUAGACUAGGAAACUGUUUGUGUGGAACACAGGAUUGCUGAUGUGGGUUUCGUUGAAUUACACUUCUUGCAUGCGUUGGCUGUAAUCAGAUGCAGAAAAUGAGAUUGGUCAUCACUUAACCUUUCUCUUAAGACGUAGCUAUCUGUUUCUGGCUGUUAUUGAUGUUUAAUUAACAUUGUGGCCAUGGACGCUAAUUCGAAAGGUUACUUGACUCGUGAUAAGAAAAAUCUGUAUCGUGGCUGUAACAUCUUCAAUGCCUGAUUGUAUCUUUUAAAUUUCAUUUAAACCCUAGAAUUUUUCUCCCAACUAUUCUUACCAAUAUUCUCCAAAUAAAGUUUCCCCCAAAGCUACCAAGUCCAGGAAUCGAAUAAAGUAGCCAAUGGUACAUUCAAUGUUUUUGGUUAAACCUCAAGCCCGCCAUUAAUGGGAGGUUUAGGAAAGUGAGUGGAAUACUAAUACACAAAGUUAGUCGGUUCUAUUUUACAAUAUAGUAUCCUAAUUGCUCUAUUCUAGCCCCCAAAUGUUUAAAAUCUUCGGUGUUUCGUAAUUUUUUAUAUUUAUAUAUAAUCAAAUAAUUAGUUUAGCAUAAGUUACUCUGCUCUACAAGUAAGUACUACAUAACUCUAACAUAAUUCUAAAGAAAAGGAUAAUAUCCUAUUGUUUAAAAAAUGAAAAGUCGCUGUGGCUGGUGGGGCGAUUGCCCCCAAUUAUUAUGUUAAAAAAGGCUCUGAACUCUAAACUGUCACAGUCGUUCAACGCUCUUAGUCUCAGGAUCUCGUAAUAGUUUUUUGUCCUCGCAAAUUUUCAGGAAUUCGACACUCUUUAGUACCCUGCUCAUGUAUCUGCUACGCUAGUGGUUGACGUGCCGUUUAUGUAUUACGUCAUCUCAAACCACAUAGCGUCUGAGUUUCCUAGAUGGAAGUCACGGCGAGUAGCACUACGGAAAAGCAUUUAUAAGAGUAAAUUAAAUCAAUAGGAAAGGCGAUUUAGUAUAAUCGCAAGCCUGCUGUAAAGCAUAUGCUUUUAAGACUUUUUAGGAAAGAGAGGAAACACAUGCUCAUAAUAGAUGCAUGAUUAUGAUUUAGCUAUAGACUAGAUAAGAGUGAUAGGAUAUUUUAAAACAGAUUAUCAGCUAAUGCAAAAAUCUCCAUUUCCGCUAAAACGAAUGGCCUUCAGUGAGAGCUAAUCAAAGCUUCGCAUACUGUUCAAGAACAUUGAAAGACUUACGUACGUUAUGUGGGUUUGUGUUGUGUGCAUUGAGGCUUCUUCCUAAGCCUCAGUUAUCGAGAGUCGAGACUCCCUUGUUUUGAUCUAAUUUUAAUUUUUGUUAUCGUCAAUAUUCUGUUGAUUUUGACUCGUCGCACAACAGCCGAAAGCCAUUAAUGAAUGAGCUGUAUAAGUUGUUUCAAAAAUUGCAGUAGAGGUAAUGAUUGUAGGUAUAGGUAUUACAGUACUAAUGCGGUGGUUAUAUAGUUGCAUUGCAUAGGCCUUCAUGUGCAACAAAAUCUUUUUCAGGAUACAGUGUGUGUAUUUGGUAAUGAUUAUAAUUGUAUCCUUGAGAACUUCAGCAUGGAUAAGAUCAUAGAUGUACCGUCUAAAGGAGCAGAAAAUCAGUAAAAGUUUUCUUAUUUAUGCUCAUAACAAUUUACAAGAGACAGAAUGUAGAAAACCACACUAUUGAGAUGCAUCACAUCCUUGUAGCCAUUGACAGUUAAUUACAAUUCUCUUGAAGUUUUUUAAAGGCUUUGAAAAGAAUAAAAAAGAAUAGAAAAAAUUGGUAUUGGGAUGUUUAUGUGGAAUGCUAUUGAAGCUAGGUCGAAAACGCCUACAUAAAUUUCAAUUUCAACACAAAGCAUACCUUAGCCUAAUUACAGAUUUUUUCUCGUGGUCACGUUAGCAACUUUCGCUGGCAAUUCCCCUUUAAAAACCUUUAAAGUUCCCAAAGGCAAGACCCGUUGAAAUCUAGCAAGCAAUGUACGUUAAUUUACUUGUUAUUCUGCGGAUAAAUCUAAUCUUCAGCUAAUAGAUGUGCACAUGGGAGAGGCUUUUGCUCUGCCGCUCUGAAAUCCACAUUACAUCGCAAGAAUUACUGCACACUUACAAAGCCUGGGUCAUACAUUAUUCGGGGUUUAGCUCCUGAAGAUUCGAUAGCAGAAGUCAUUAGCUAGCUUUUGAAUAUCAAAUUCCUUAGCAGUUUCAUUUGAGAUGAUGUCAAAUGUAAAUUAUUGAUGCAUUGAUUGCUCCAGUGGAGUAAUUGUAUUGUCAGUCUCUACUUUUGUAACAGUUGUAAGCUUCAUUUUUCACAAUUUUAUAGCACAGCCUCAAUUUGUUCUCGACAUACUGAGAAUUCUUUGUUCAUGAAAUAAAUCUUAGGUCACACGCUGACUUUAGAAUAACUAUUCGAGUAUAGUAAAAUGUCCAUUCAGUGUACUAGAGUUACUCUCUCAUAUAGAGAGACAUCUUUUGUCCACAGCCUACUGUUUGAAAAAAUUCAGGCACAAAUGUGUUUGUCUGUUGUUUUGAGUUGCCCUUUAUUGGUAACUAUCCGUUAACAGAGACAUGAAAGUGAAACUGGCUUGCUUUGGUGGAGGUUUUAAGCUAGAGUGCCCGUUAACAAAUGUCCUGGUUAUACACCUAACUUCAUUGAGCAUCCCUGCCGAGAACUCGAGCUUGUGUAAGAAUGAAGGGGCAUACGCUGUUCCAUGUGACAUUUUGAUGUACUCAAACUUGCUGAAAUCAAAAUGCAGUGGUAGACAAAAGUGCCGCCUCAAUACAGACUCAGAAAGGCUGUCACCUUUGGCUUGCAACACGAGAUUUGUGAUAACUGUCGUUUACGAAUGCAGGAAAAUGAAAAUUAACACUACAUCUAGAGCAGUCAUAUCAUCUUCCAAGAAUAUUGUAGAAAAAACAUUUGAAGUUCAUUCAGUAAGGCCGACAGACCUUAGGACGAUCUUCAGCAAUAGAAAUGAAACAACGGUUGGAAAUAAAAUAGGAUCAGUCACGUGCCUGCUCUACACUUUGUUUUCUGCAACUGUUGCACUCCAAUACAUGCAAGGAAAACCAAAACAUGUGAUUCUUUGCGUUGUACUCAGUAUAUCGGCUGGCAUCGUCUUACUGAUCAUCACAUUCCUUGUUAUGGCUUGUGUCGAGAGAAUUAUAGAGGAAAAGCACAAUAGAAAGAAAGAAAGCACGGCAAUGGAAAUAUCAUUACCGCUGCUAGUGACACCAGGUAGCCAGCCACAAAAUUCGACGCAAGCCGAAUCAGUGCCCGCGAGUGAUUCAGGUAGUGGUGCCAGAGAGGCCACAUUACCGCGCGCACAGUCAAUUCGUCGGUCGCAUUCUGUAGACGAAGGAACGCAGACUGAGCCAGAGUUGGACGAGAUUUGUAGCAUCGACAACGGUUUGUCGGAUAAUGAAGCCAAAGAACUCGGAUAUCUUGUAGAUAUUAUGCGCUAUUAUAACAGUAAUCUCGAGAAUAUGUCCACACCAAAUGAACCAAUUAGUUUGCGGAGGACAACUCCUACAGAGACCCCGAACACUUCGAAGCGACGGACAGAACUUUCAUAUACAGGCCCGCGAAUCGUUGACACAAGUCGUAGACGACAACCCAGAUUGUCGUCUGCGACAUACAGCUCAUCAAAUAAUAGCGAGAACGGUGACGCAUCCACCUAUUUACCGACUCCUUCUAUAAGACACAAUCAUAUAAAUGCAGCAUCACCAAGUAUAUCCACACUUCCACGUCGUAAGGCGCACCUAUUGCCAAAAUACGACACACUUGGCCAUACUACGAACUCUAUACACAGCUAUGACUCGCCUAAAAUGCAAAACGGACCUCGCAGAAUAGUCGGCCGGACCCGUUUUAUGGACGAAGCUCCGCAUACGAUAUCGAAAGAGGUAUACGGAAUUUAAGGUUGAAUAUUGCAUAUAAUUUUUAUAUCACAAAUAUCGUAUUCAUAUAGUAAAUUAUGCCUAUAUUAAAGUACGUCAAUGCCUUCUUUUUGUUAUCGUUUUAGUCUGCGACAGCGACGAAAAUAGCCACAUGUGUAACACUCGAUACAAGAAAUAGAUACUUAAUUUGUAUUUGUCACUACCAAGCUUUUGAAUAUUGUUUUUAGGACAAUGAGAAGCUGUCCCUAUCGAGCAGUGUCCUGGUCCUUCCUCUCGCUCUAACCACAUUUCA